Messenger RNA from Aureobasidium musti, 1326 nucleotides. Lineage: Eukaryota; Fungi; Ascomycota; Dothideomycetes; Dothideales; Saccotheciaceae. The record is from the annotation of a GenBank genome assembly.
AUGAAGCGCGAGGCCAGCAUCGAUGCUGAGGGUGGCCCAGCUACCAAACAAGCGCGCCUGUCUCCCAGUGCUCUCGACAACGACAACAUCCCCAGUCUGGAAGUCAAAGAUGCUACCAAGACUCUCUUCAGAGGACUCUGUAAAGAGUUCGGCUCGACUCCUACCGAGCCCAUACGUACAAAGAUCAGUCAGCUGCUUGAUAUCGAUCCAUCAGAAAGCGACCUUGAGCCAGCUCUCUUCGCGUUCGUACAGAAUCUCAGCUUCAUCUGGCGUGCCAAUGAAAGCGCUCUGUUCAUUGGCGUCAAGAACGUAAAAGGUAGAGACCGCCUCAUCUGGUAUAGGCCUUUCAUACCUGGUGCGAGUGUUGGAGCCUGUUUGUGGAUCGACCUUAUAGGCCCAUAUCACGACGAUGGUCUAGUCAGAUACCAUCCUCCGCACGAAGACGUCGUGGACCAAGUUUUGGUCGAUCGUUUCUGGCCGUCUUUUACCACUGCUUUUGGCCUUACCAAUGAAGACGGCAACUACAAGUACAUCGCGGGCGUUCACACCAUCUUGUCUACCUUCCCAAGACUACGUACGUCUUGUACCACUUCCGAACUUCGCCGCUGGGCAGAAGGGCGCUCGACAACUGCGACUCAUUAUGUCCCUCUGCGGAAGUAUGAGCUUCCCUUCUUGCCAGAGUCGGUCUGGAUGUCCAAGCCGAUAGGAUCUCAACGCCUUCAACCCGUCACAGCAUCUGAAGACUCGAAGUCUCGUCCCACCACUCAACCAAACUCUACUACUGAUCGCCGCGCGUCUAUCAGAGAGCUCGGACGCAUCCAAAGCAUCAUUUCAGGCCAAGCUGGUCAGCGUAGACAGCUUGAUGGUAUUGGCGAACAACAGAACAGAGGAAAGCCCGAAGUCAAGAGACACAGUGUCUCAGAGACCGUCGAAAGAUCUCCUGCAUCUUUCGAGAUCAACGAAGCUGCAUCUGAAGCAAACACGGAAGUAUACCAGAAUAUCACUUCGGAAUCGGAUCGCCAAUCAGCUUCUGAAGAGUCCUUCGAGCAUAUCGACCUGACCGCUGUCGACCACGUCAACCAGUUGCUGCAACAGAACAACAUCGAGGUCGCCUUCGGAACACCACAUCUUACCAACGGUACCGCACAAGCAAACGUCCAACUCACCGUCACGUUCCCUACUCGCAUCAGACAACAGCAGCCCCAACCUGCUCUGCAGUUCAGCUUCAUCAAUUCGAUUGACACGCCUCCUGUUCUGCCUUCCCGUCGUGCUGCGCUAGAGCUGCUGUACGCUCUGGCGAUGGAAACUGUGGUUGGCGACACUUGA